Chanos chanos (milkfish) is the source of this 1704-nucleotide messenger RNA. RefSeq names its product G protein-coupled receptor 37a (gene gpr37a). Gene Ontology annotation, cellular component: plasma membrane; signaling receptor complex. The coding region runs from base 1 to 1704 and encodes 567 amino acids. Gene Ontology annotation, biological process: adenylate cyclase-inhibiting G protein-coupled receptor signaling pathway; positive regulation of MAPK cascade. Lineage: Eukaryota; Metazoa; Chordata; Actinopteri; Gonorynchiformes; Chanidae. The transcript is spliced from 2 exons. The record is from RefSeq and is a predicted model, not a curated record. Gene Ontology annotation, molecular function: prosaposin receptor activity; G protein-coupled peptide receptor activity.
AUGGACCGAACAGAGAAACAGUCUACAGGUGUGUCCUCCCCGAAUAUGAUGAGGACUUUGACGGAUACCAUAAAUACAGAUGCAGUGGAUAUGGCAGAAGUUACGAAAUAUGACAUACGGCAUGUUACAUCCACGCACAUAUCUGUUAACGGAGCAAGUAUUCACAGAGGUAAAUCCUCUGAACUUUUGAGUCAUAAUGAGGAGAAACACCCGCAAGCGCAUGGAACGGUGGAAAAGCAAGGGGAUAGACAAAGCUAUACUAGAGCCCCCAGGAGACCCAUUCGUUUAGUAAAUCUCCUGAGGGAGCGGCGCUUAAACCACAGACACAAGAGAGGGACAAGAGACAGCCCGGAAAGGAUUACAGGGGACGGAGACCAAACGCGGCUCCAAAGUGUCCAAGCCACGUCCUUGUCCGAGCCGUUUACAGAGAAGCCUGACACUGUGUUGGAAGCAAUGCCGAAACCCCAAGCGCAGAAUCAGUCUACUGCUUUUCCAUUCGACUUUACGAGAAAUUACGAAUUUUUCACUUUUCCAGACGACGACUUUGAAGAGAGUACCACUUUGAUGCCCAUUGCUACUCGGUCAAAAGAUAAUGUAGUCAAAAACCCAUUUUAUCCAGUAACAAGUGAAUCUUACGGAGCCUAUGCGAUCUUAUGUGUAUCUGUAAUCAUCUUUACUGUGGGAAUAAUAGGAAACAUAGCCAUAAUGUGCAUUGUGUGUCACAACUACUACAUGCGAAGCAUCUCCAACUCACUACUGGCCAAUCUUGCUCUGUGGGAUUUUGUGGUCAUCUUUUUCUGCCUGCCAUUGGUAAUAUUCCAUGAACUCACAAAAGACUGGCUCCUUGGGGAAUUUUCCUGUAAAAUCAUUCCUUAUAUUGAGGUGGCCUCUUUAGGAGUAACUACAUUCACUCUGUGUGCCUUGUGCAUCGACCGUUUCCGUGCCGCCACCAAUGUCCAGAUGUACUAUGAGAUGAUUGAAAAUUGCACCUCCACUGCGGCCAAGCUGGCGGUCAUUUGGAUUGGGGCCCUGUUGCUGGCGCUGCCUGAGCUUCUGAUACGACAGCUGGUCAGGGAAGAGCAGGAGCCCCCUGAGGUGACCCCAUGUGAGCGCUGCGUGGUUCGCAUCUCCACCGAGCUCCCCGACACGCUCUACGUUCUGGGUCUGACCUAUGAUGGCGCCCGUCUGUGGUGGUAUUUCGGCUGUUACUUCUGUCUUCCUACUCUCUUCACCAUCAUCAGCUCCCUGGUGACAGCGAAGAAGAUCCGUCGCGCCGAGCGUGCCAGUGUACGCGCUAACCGCAAGCAAAUCCAGCUGGAAGGUCAGAUGAACUGCAUGGUGGUGGCCAUGGCCAUUGUCUAUGGCUUCUGCAUCAUCCCCGAAAACAUCUGCAACAUUGUGUCUGUGUAUAUGGCGGUUGGAGUCCCCCGCCGAACUCUAGACAUCCUGCACUUGGUCAGUCAGAUCCUGCUCUUCUGUAAGUCAGCUGCCACGCCUGUGCUGCUCCUGGCCCUGUGUCGGCCCUUCAGUCGGGCGUUUCUGGACUGCUGCUGCUGCUGCUGUGAGGAGUGUGGCCCACCGAAGUCAUCUACUGCCACCAGUGAUGAUAAUGAACAGGAAUGCACCACAGAACUGGAACUUUCUCCUUUUAGCACCAUCAGGCGCGAGGUUUCCACCUACACACCAGUGAGCACACACUGCUGA